AUGAAAUAUUCAACACUAGUUUGUUUCGUUUUGUUGCUAACCAUUCUAUCUGUGUUAAAAGGCCAAGUUAACAUCUACGUUUCGGACAGUCAAGGUCUCGAUACAAACUUUGGUAACUCAACCAACUCUCCAUUCAAAACUUUGUCUAAAGCAGCAGCCACAGUUGUGUCCAUGAAGAAUUCAGCUCUCACCAAUCAAACCUAUAACAUUUUAAUUGAAGAAGGGUCCUAUUUCAUUAAUUCAUCAAUUACCUUAGCUAGUCCUAGCAAGUAUAAUGAUAAUACUUCACCUGUCAUUUGGAAACCUUUAAAUUCUGGCAAGAGUGUCAAAGUGGUUGGUGGUGUUCCACUCCCAGCUAGCUUGUGGUCAGUUGUAACAUCUCAGAAUAAUAAUUGGGCCUUUAAUAUGAUUCCAACAAGCUCACAAGGAAAGGUUUUGCAAUUGAAUUUGACAGCUGUCGGUUUUUCACAAACUCAAAUUUCAAAACUCAAAAGAAAUGGUCAAUAUAUUGGUUCAACUGAUUCACAAAAUGAACUUUUCUAUAGAGGAAAGGUUUUGACGUUGGCUCGUUAUCCAAAUAUUUCUCCUGAUACACUCGAUGAUAAUUUCUUAAAGAUUGGAGCCAAGCCAGGUGUCAAUAAUUUCACAUUCGAUGCUACUAAUGCAACCAAUAGAAAUAGAUGGCCAAAUGAAAAGUAUCCUUUCGGUUUUGGAUAUUGGGCAUACGAUUGGGCAGAUGGCACUGAAGAUUUACAAAGUGUCACUCCAGAAGGUGUUGUCACUUUAAAACAAUCCUCAAUUACUUAUGGUAUUGUGGGUGGUCAAAGAUUUUUCUUAUUGAAUUUCUUGAGUGAGCUCGAUCAAGCUGGAGAAUACAUUAUUUUAGAUGACAUGGUUUAUUUGUAUCCACCUGGACCUCUGGAAAAUGAUGAUGAUUUGGUUCUUUCAGUAACUGAUCAGAUUUUCACAGUCAAUGCCCAUGCUCAUCAAUUCCAUAAUCUCAAUUUGGGAAUGUGUAGAGGAACCGCAAUCAAGGCAUCAAAUUAUAAUUAUUUGAUUGUGAAUAGUUGUACUAUCUCCAAUACUGGUAAUGUUGGCCUUGCUAUUGGUAAUUGUUUGACUGGUUGUAAGGUUACAAGCAAUACCAUGUAUGAAUUGGGUCAAGGAGGUGUUUCAGUUUCUGGUGGUUCAAGAAUUACACUCACCAAUACUGAUCUCAUUGUAAUGAACAAUACUAUUUUCAAUUUUUCAAGAAUUGGUAAGACCUAUAGAGGCGCAGUUUCAUUGAGUGGAUGUGGUGUUAAGGUAAUGCACAAUGUAUUGCAUACAGCUUCGCAUGUAGCCAUCUUGCACAGUGGUAAUAACCAUGAAUUAUCUUACAAUGAAAUUUACAAUGUUUGCACUCAAACAGGAGAUGCUGGAGCCAUUUAUAGUGGAAGAGAUUGGACUAUGAGAGGAAAUGUCAUCAAGUACAAUUUCAUUCACCACAUUCGUGGACCUGGUCAACUUGGUACUUCAUGUAUUUACCUUGAUGAUCAAUAUUCAUCUGCUGAUGUUUACGGAAACGUACUUUUGGAAUGUUACAGAGCUAUUCUUGUUGGUGGUGGUAGAGAUAAUGGUGUAAGAAACAAUAUUUUCAUUAACAAUACCAUUAGUAUUCAUGUUGAUAACAGAGGAUAUAAUGCACCAAAUAAUUCAGUACAACUCAUGAAGAAUCUCCAAAAUAUGCCUUAUCAAACCGAGCCUUGGGCUUCUGCCUAUCCAUCUCUUGUUAAUAUUCUCAAUGAUGACCCUCAUGCUCCAAAAGGAAAUAAGGUAGUUUUCAAUUUAAUGAGUGGAACAACUUCAUUGAAUAUUGCAUCAAUGGUUUAUGCCAAGUCAACUGUCUCCAACAAUACCAUGAAUGUUCCAAUGAAAUGGUUUGCCAACCCAAGUGCCUUAAAUUUCACACUCAUUGAAGGAAACCCAUACGAGAAUGAAUACUUUACCAAAAUUCCAUUCAAUGACAUUGGUUUAUUGAAAUAUACUCCAUCCAAUGUAGUUGUACCAACUGCCUCCAACUCUGCCAUUCAGCCAACUGUUUCUGCUAGAAAUUCCACAAGAGUUUCAUCAUCUUUUAAAUUGGACUGUUCAUUAAUUGUAACACUCCUUCUCACUAUUUGCAUUUCAUUGAUAUUUAAUUAUUGA
Messenger RNA from Naegleria gruberi, 2187 nucleotides. RefSeq lists its product as uncharacterized. The record is from RefSeq and is a predicted model, not a curated record. The transcript has 2 exons. Lineage: Eukaryota; Heterolobosea; Eutetramitea; Acrasida; Naegleriidae. Bases 1 to 2187 code for a protein of 728 amino acids.